Frieseomelitta varia is the source of this 1583-nucleotide messenger RNA. Its product is annotated as protein lethal(2)essential for life-like. The transcript has a single exon. Bases 132 to 788 code for a protein of 218 amino acids. Lineage: Eukaryota; Metazoa; Arthropoda; Insecta; Hymenoptera; Apidae. Gene Ontology annotation, molecular function: protein folding chaperone. Gene Ontology annotation, biological process: protein refolding; response to heat. The record is from RefSeq and is a predicted model, not a curated record.
CCUCGGUCACGUUAAGAAAUACUGCAGUCUGCUCACAGCAGUGAUCAUAUUACAUCUGCUGUCGCGAAAAACCGAGGAACCUCAAUUAACUUGAUUUAUUUGAAUCAGUCUGAAAUCCACGAAUAAUCGAAAUGUCUCUAGAGCAAUUAUUAUUUUGUCCCAGUUGGUGGGAGAACCUGGAACGUACCAAUCGUACUUUAGAUAAAACUCUGAAUCCUGGAGUCAGUCCUGAAAUUCUAAUCCCAAAAAUUCUGCAAAUGUACGAUCUUCUAUCGCAUAAAACGGACUUGAAGUCUCCUAUGGAGUAUUACAGACCGUGGGGUGAAUUUCUACGUAAAGACGAAGGUGGUACAUCAAUUGUGGUAGCUGAUAAAGACAAGUUUCGUGUGAAUUUGGACGUACAGGAAUUUCAAUCUGACGAAAUCAGUGUUAAAGUCGUAGAUCGUUUUGUCGUCGUCGAAGCAAGUCACGAAGAGAAGGAGGAUGAACACGGCUGGAUCUCUAGACGAUUCACGAGGAAAUACAUAAUUCCAGAACAAUGUGACAUCGACCAAGUUUCCUCGGAACUUUCAUCGGAUGGUGUUCUUUCGAUCAUCGUACCGCGCAAAGAAAAAUUUGCUUCUGGAAAUGAAAGGGUAAUUAACAUCGAGCGCACCGGCAAAUCGUCUGUAUGUGAUAUGCAAAACGAAGAGAAUGAAGCGAAGGAAAAAGAGAAAGAGAAGGAGAAAGAAGGAGAAAAAGAGGAGGAAAAGGAAGAGGAGCAGGAGGAGGAGGAGGAGGCAGAGUAAAAUUUAAGACCGAGUUCGACUUUUAUUAUCUUAUUCUACACUAGCUCCUAUCGCGAAUAUUUAUUUGAUGUUUAUAUCAGCGAAACGCCUUGAACAAAUUUAGAUUUACAUUUACGUAUUUUUCAUACAUCUACAUACAUAUGUACAAUACGUACUACAUUGAUCUUAUUAGAUAAACUUACAGUAAUAUUUAUUAUUUCAAAUAUUAUUUCAAGUAUUUUUUUCUAUAUGUAAUAAUCAUGUUACAUAUAUAAAUACUAAAAAUUGACAUUCUGAUAUAUGUAGUAUAUCUAGGAAUAUGUUUCUUUCAUUGUUUUAUCUAUGAUAUUUUUAAUAUAUUCUGAUUUAUGUUACUAAGCUGAUAAUUAGUAAGCUGAUCUAUGUAACAUAUGUAUAAAAGUAAUCUUGUAUCUAGCUUAAAAGCAUGUACUCGAUCUUGCAAGCGAUCAAUAAUACUGAUUGUGAGAUAUCGAGAUGUAAUUUUCAACGUAAUUUAGGUCUAUAUGCAAUCGAAUCUAAGUAAAGCAGAAGAAAAUGUAAAGAAAGAUUUUAUUUUUAUAGUGCUUAUUUGAAGAAAAUUGUAAUUUCGUUUAAAAUUUUAAUCAACUUUAAACAAACAGUAUUAUUAUUAAAGGAUAUUUAAUAUAUAACAUAAUACUUAUUAGAUAUAUCGAUAUUAGUAUACCAUGGAAUGAGAAAUGAAUUCCUAUUGAAUAAUAUUAUUAAUUUUUAUUUACAUAUUCCUACUAAAUAGUAUUAUAUUUUUAUAAUUAGUAGCAAUUAUAUUUAUAUUAC